Anoplopoma fimbria (sablefish) is the source of this 3215-nucleotide messenger RNA. RefSeq lists its product as uncharacterized. The transcript has 8 exons. The coding region runs from base 132 to 833 and encodes 233 amino acids. The record is from RefSeq and is a predicted model, not a curated record. Gene Ontology annotation, cellular component: adherens junction. Gene Ontology annotation, biological process: homophilic cell-cell adhesion; heterophilic cell-cell adhesion. NCBI's taxonomy places the organism in Eukaryota, Metazoa, Chordata, Actinopteri, Perciformes, Anoplopomatidae.
GGGUUUAGCAGCAUUGUGUUGAAAUCACAGACUGUAGAAACCGCGUGGCUAUCAGUCUGUGUUUGUUGGACUGGUUGAGAAGUUUACCACCAAAGCACCAGCACGACGGAUCUGCCUCUACAUUAUGAACAAUGGAAACUUACAGCAAAUCACCCGUCACACUUCUGAAGGUUAUUUUCAUGACAUUACUCCCAGUUCUUGAAGCAGAAGAAGUCAAAGUGACGGGUUACAUCGGGCAUGAUGUCACCCUGCCAUGCCAAUUCAUCCCACGACCAAAUGAUACGAUUACUCAGGUUCAGUGGGAGUUCGAACCACCAGACGGAGAGAAAAUCAACAUUAUUGUUUCUAGUAGUAUACAUGGAGCUACUGUUAAUGAAUCGUUUCUAAAGGGGAGAGUGGAGAUUGAAGAACAAUCUUUGAUAAUUCGUGAUGUGGAAUCAAGUGAUGCAGGAUCUUACACCUGGACAAUUUCAUCCUUUCCUCGUGGUGUGUUUGAUGGAACCAUCAAUCUUCUUGUUCAAGAACAGAAGCCGUUGUCAUCAGGGUUGGUGUCUGCUAUAGUGAUUGCUGUCAUUGUGCUGUUGGUGAUCAUGGUAGCACUUAUUUACCUGAUCUUCAUCAGAAGAUGGGAUCCUAGGGUCAGGCAACGCGUCUACGUUGAUACAGGUGGUCCAGUGAGGGAUGUGGCCAGGCCAUCUGUCCUUGUGCGAGACGAGGCUGUGGUCUAUUCUCACGUCAAGCUCAAACAGUCAAGAGACUCUGCCUGCAAGAAACACACAGCGGAUGAUGUCACGUACUCCGAGGUCUUAAUUUUUCGUCAGCAGCCCAAAUGAGAUGAAAUGUACGCCUAAGUGAAGUUGAAGUUCUCCCUAUGCAGAAUGCAAAAAAAAUAACAGCAAGUUGUAUUUAGCACAAUUUUGGUAUAAUUUAGUGAAAUCAGCAGAUCAACCGCUUCUAAAAUAAAACAACCUCUGUGGCUGCUCCAGACCUUCUGUACAUCAGAAUCAGCUUUAUUGUCUGCUCUCAUAUAUUGUUUUCCGAUGGACCUGUUUCCACUGCAGCCUCUCAGCAGGUGAUACAGAAAAAAAGGCAAUGUUACAUUUUCCCCCCCAAGUCUGCAGUGCUUUCAUUAGCUGUGGUAUUCUUAAAAAAAACAAGAGUCUACAGCCAUGCUAUCAGUUCUGUGAUGUUGUACUUUGAGCUAAAUGCUAACAUCGGCAUGCUAACAAUGACAAUGCUAGCAUGUUGAUGUCUAGCAGGUUUACCGUCUUCAUUGUUUUGGUUUAACAUGUUAGCAUGCAAAAUUCGCUAAUUAUCAUUAAACACAAAACACAGCUGAGGAUUGUUGGAAAAUAAGUAAAUGAAAAAGUCAGGAGAUCAAAGUUAUUCCAAUACAUCCUCUGGGAACCAUGAUUGCACAGCAAUUCCUCUGGAAAUCAUUGAGAUAUUACUUUAAAGAACUAAAAAGUUAACCCCAUUUUGGCGCUAAAGGGAAAGUAAAAAGAUUAUGAAACUGGAUAUUUGUACCAAAUUUCAUAUCAAUCCAGAUGGUGAGAUAUUUGACAUGAUAAGUGUAGGAAAAGUCAGAGGUUCACAAGAGUAUCCUCUAGGGACUUUGAAUAUCUCUUCUAAAUUUAAUGACAACUCUGAGCCAUAAAAUUCAACCUUGUAGCUCUAUAAUUAAAAGUCAAGAGUUCAAAAUCUAAUCACAAUACAUCGUUAUAGGACUCCAGAAAUAUCAGUUUGGAACAAAGUGCUGCAGGUCUACAUAUUAACGGAUGGACAUGUUUGGUGCCAUCGGGUUCAUUUUUUAUUGCCACUCAACAGCUCUCAACAUGGCGACGGCUGAGCCAAGCUAAUGCUGCUAACAGCGCAAACUACAGCAAAAAGGCUGACAGAGCCAACAACUGGAGGGUGGGCACGACAUUUCUGCACUGAGGCAGACGGUCAGGACGGCAUUACCAGCUGUCACUGCCGUAUGAGAGCAUUGCAGAGCGGCAGCCAUUAGCUAGCUGGUGGGCUCGCUCAUAUGCACAAACACGCACCAACACGCACUAAAAGAAUGCGUGCCUGGACCAGCUAUGUCAAAAAAGCAAAUAGGUAAUUCGGAUUACAAGACACAGGGGGAGAGCAAAUACACUCUGCUCAAGUAGACAUUACUCCACUACAUCUAUAAAUCGAUAAUAGUUGUUUGCUGCUAUACUAAUGCACUGAAUGCCGUAUAUUGCAGGAAGGAAUAGUGGAAACUUUCACACCUCCAACACAUUAUCAAGUUUAACUUAUAAAAGCUAUGCUCGACAGAGGAAAACCCCUUAUUCAUGCCAACAUGGCUAAGUGGUCACAAUAGAUCUAAUUACACAAAGUUCCUGUUCCUCCAUUGUUUUAAAAAAAAAGGAAGAACACAAACAAAAAAGGAAGUCAAAAAUUAAAUCAGUAGGGAACCGACUUAACAAUGCAACACCAGUGUAGCGUGAGCUGAAGCUGCUUAUGGACUUUUAAGGUUGCUCAAUUUCUGCAAUAUAAUUAACUUUCUAGAUUGUCAUCUUAUUGUGAUUUAACUAAGUUGGACUUCAUGAUGUGUAGACACUGAUGUACCUCUUUACAAGAUUUAUGAGUCAGAGAGGAAGGCUGGAGUUGUUGUGGUUUUACUUACAAAUUCUUCCUUAUUCUUUCCUAACCCUGCCUAUUUCUUUAAACUUGUCUGCAGCAGCUUUGAACCAAAAACAAUAAUUGCAUAUUGUGAUGCUCCAGCAGCAAGGAUACUGGUAAUAGUUGUAGUAGUAUUUUCACCUGAUGCAGUAUUCUGUCUGCCUUAAGUCUGUUGCGCAGAACAUUGUUCCAAGUCAGUCCUGUUUGCAGAUGUUGCAGUCUGAGUGCGCCUUAAGUAAAAAGGUGACAAAAAAUGGUUUGUACAGCUGCUGUUGUAAUGCACACAUCACUGAACUUCACCAACAGUCGUUUUCUGUUGCCAGUUUAAAAGCGGCAUUUCCUGACUGUGGCGUUUUGUGGGUGUGAAAUUAUGUCUGCUAUGUAGUUACACCCACUUGUUCCUUUUAGUUUAAUAAAAAACAAUGCUUGUAACGUUGAUGUAAAUCUGUGUAAUGCAUAUGAGAUAUUUUAGUCAAUUUACUUGUUUAUCAAAUCAUGCAGACAGAUAAACUGUAAAAAAUCUCUAUUUUUAAAAACAGGCUACUGUUGCUGAAUAAACGUGUACA